AUGGCACUUGCACAGCCAAUGGACAGAACGGCGUCUGCAUCUCCACGUCCGAAUGCGGCGGAACAUCCACAGCAGGCGCAUGCCCAGGUCCAUCGAACAUUCAGUGUUGCACGUACGGCCGCUGCUCUCGAAGCGGUGUACUCUGGCCUGUGUCCUGGCUCUUCAGACAUCCAAUGCUGCAUCCGAAGCGGUGGCGGUGGAGGUGGAGGCAACUGUCCACCUUCAGCUCAAGCCAACAUCAUCGACUUUAUCAAAUCCUUUGAAGGCUUCCGAGGCAGUCCAUACCAAGAUGUUGCAGGCAAAUGGACAGUCGGCUACGGCCAUCUUUGCUCUCAGUCAACUCGCUGCCAAGAACUGGGCUAUUCGUAUCCAAUCUCCGAGGCUCAAGGCGAGCAGCUUCUGGCACGCGAUGUGAGGCAAUUCGAAGUCUGUAUCGGACAACAGGUCGGUGGUGUUCGACUCAACGCCAACCAGUAUGGUGCGUUGGUUUCCUGGGCGUUCAACGUUGGAUGCGGGAAUACGGCAUCUUCGACAUUGGUGAAGAGGCUCAAUGCUGGAGAAAAUCCAAACACAGUUGCUGCGGAAGAGUUGCCAAAGUGGAACAAGGCCGGUGGACAGCCUGUGGCUGGCUUGACAAGGCGUCGUGCUGAGGAAGUUCAGUUGUUCCAGACAGCCACCAGCACUGGUGCUCUGCCAUGCUAG
Cercospora beticola is the source of this 702-nucleotide messenger RNA. Its product is annotated as lysozyme. Gene Ontology annotation, biological process: peptidoglycan catabolic process; cell wall macromolecule catabolic process. Gene Ontology annotation, molecular function: lysozyme activity. The record is from RefSeq and is a predicted model, not a curated record. Lineage: Eukaryota; Fungi; Ascomycota; Dothideomycetes; Mycosphaerellales; Mycosphaerellaceae.